This is a messenger RNA of Aspergillus alliaceus, 2407 nucleotides long. RefSeq lists its product as uncharacterized. Gene Ontology annotation, cellular component: nuclear chromosome. Gene Ontology annotation, biological process: meiotic cell cycle; positive regulation of transcription by RNA polymerase II. Gene Ontology annotation, molecular function: DNA binding; DNA-binding transcription factor activity. The transcript has 2 exons. Bases 362 to 2137 code for a protein of 591 amino acids. Lineage: Eukaryota; Fungi; Ascomycota; Eurotiomycetes; Eurotiales; Aspergillaceae. The record is from RefSeq and is a predicted model, not a curated record.
UCAUAGUACCUAUCAUUACUUACUACAAGUGAUUGCUUUCCCUCAGUCUCUCUUCUUCUACCCCUCCUCUCAGAGUUAUCCUUUGUCUCCUCUCGUUCUCUCUUACCUAGCCUUACCACUGCUACUUCUUCCUGCUGUGUACUCCAAUACAUGGACCUCGAACCCUCAUGAUAUCGUGUCCAUAGCUUUCUCCGCAGCGAUUCCACUCUUUCUUCCUUAGAAUUGACUACUCCAACCACCCAUCUAUCUCUGCGUUCCUUUUCCCACCGUGGCUUACUUACCCUUUGAUAUUUUUGGAGGAAAUUAGGCGUUAUUUUCAUCUGACUGGUCUUGCAAGUCUCAAUUGAUACUAACCCUUGCCAUGGAGGGCUUUGAUACCAUGGCUAUGCCCUACUUAGCCAGCCCGCUAUCGCUCAGCAAUAUUCAGGGCGCCGACUACCUCAACUCUAUGCCUGGUAUAGAUCUGCCUGACCAACGCUCCAAUUUUGACUCGGAGACAUUCGUCAGUGGAGAUGAUAUAACCUUCCCCCAAGGUGGUCUACCUGCACCAUUAAAACGAUUUCCUUCGGGAUAUGAAGAUCCUUUUUCUGAUAUGGUGGCACCGUUUGACCCUGCGCCUGCAGAACAGCAACACUCUGACUCGUCGAUCGACCAUAACAAUAAGCUCCUGAGCUUUUCGAUACCGGUAUAUAAUUUUACACUUCUUGACUAUUCACUACGGCGAACCUCACUAUCUGUCUCCGCCCAGUUACAUGGCAUGUUUUUUCUUGCGGAGUCGCCUUGGACCACAUCCCCCGCAGAGAAUGCUCCGCCCCAACAAGGUGCGGAGCUAACGUGUUACCGUCGCAACUUGUUUCAGAUCACGGGCUCGGUCACCCUCCCGCGGAGCUUGCGCUAUAUCAUGACAGAACAAGGCGAUCGUAUACCGAUUCUUGCACAGGAACUUACUGUUUCGGCCACUGAGUCCGUAGAAGGUAAUUCAGUCAAGAUCAUAUCGGUGCCCUGGAAAACUCCCGCUGCGAAUGCGAAUCCUUCUACCGAGGAAAGCAAUCACUCCGCCACGACGAACAGCACCAAUAACCCCAAGGUUGAAAAAGAACCUCCCCCAAUUCCACUCGACAUUAUGGCCGGCCAGGAUUUAGAUACUGACUAUGCCACAUUUCCGAUAGCAUGGAAGCGGCUCCAGUUUCGUGUGGCGACUGCCAACAAUGGGCGCAGGAAGGAGCUCCAACAACACUUUGUCGUUCGGCUUAAGGUCAUCGCAACCUUGUCUACAGGCACGAAAAUCCCCAUCUGUGAGGUACACUCGGGACCUGUAAUUGUCCGGGGCCGCAGUCCGCGCAACUUUCAAUCCCGCAAGGACCUGCCUCUGAGUGGCAGUGCUGCGGCAUCAAGGAAAAAUGCGCAAGUUGCACACUCAGCCAAUAUCAACCGCACGCCCACCAGCGAGACUGCUCCGCGCUCUGGUCAGCCACCAUCCAAGGCCAAGACUACAGCGAAGAGCAGCUCACCGGAGACCUCUGCUUCUCAGGCCGGUGUUGCUGCUCAACGAGCUUCCCCUGACUGGCCACAGAUCGCCCAGUCUACAGGAGGUGCUCUUCCCGCUUCAGGUUUGCCUCGCUCGUCGAUUUAUUCACAGUCCAGUCCAGAAUACUCGCGGCCGGCAGAAACUCAACAACGACGUGCAAGUGCCAUCGCAGCCCCAAUUAACUUAUCACUUUUGGAUGAAGAUGACGGUGGUGAUUCUUCCCGCUUAAAUGACUCUGCCCGACCGCCAGCCUCGUACACCAAUGAUGUGCCACAGAAGAAUAUCAAUAUGGAGGGUUCUGCACCGCCAACGAAGAUGCGAAAACUAUCACAUGGAAUUUCCCAACCGCCUGCUAGGAGCACAUCAUCAUCAUUACCUUUACUUAACACUACUAAUAUGCAGCAACCUUUUGCGUCAACUCUACCUUUUCCUAACGAGAGUGCUGAUUUGUUAUACGAGUAUUUUCCAUUGGGGUUGGACGACUGGCAAGCACCCGUCGAUGCAGUAUACCGGCCGCAUGUGGUACACCAUACCAAUAUGCCUGAGAUGAAGUUCGUUGCUGCACGAGGUAGAAGUAAGCGAUAUUUCGCUGCAGAAGAUGUAUUUUAGUAUAGGAACAAUUUGGUUCUAUAUAUCUCUAUAGCAGCGUGGGAGUCUAUUCCCCCAGAGCUAUGAUACAUCGGAAACAAGCCAGUCUUGAAGGUUGUCCGACUUUAUUCAAUUCUUCCUUUCUUCGGACCUUCCAUCUAGAUGGGAUCUCGGGCAUAAAAGGUACUAACGCCUUCUUUGUUACUUACAUCUUUUUUUCUUUUUUUUUUUUUCUAUCGUUCCUUCGAGAUGUACAGAUAUGGAAUGACCUCGAGUUGCGGGAUUUUGUUG